UAAAUCGAAAUUCCAAAGGGCUAGCUGAUUAUUUUUUCUUGUUUAGCAUCUAAUUUCUAUCCACGCAAAACUGUUGACCUGCAGCUGCUGCCUGCUGGAUUAAAAUUCCGCGGCCAACCAACAGUAGACCCAAAAGAAUGAUAACUUAGGUCACAUAUUUUUGCAUACAUCCUUCCAAUCUACAGAUACAUUCAGACCAGACCUUCAAAACCCGUAACUCACUUUUGUGUCCCGACCCUAUUAUCAAAAUAAAACCAGACAGAAGAAACUCAACAUGGAUUCUGUUACCUUCAAGGGCUAUGACAAAGUAAGCCAACUUGAAAAUCAAAACCUUCACCAAAGAAUCGCCCAAAGACCUGUCUCAACCGCCAUCUCCAUCUCUGCUAUCCUCGUCUUCACUUUGGUCAGCGGUUUAACGCUUGCUGCGUUGAUGCUGGAACCCAUCAAAGAACCUACAGACACGGAUUCGUCUUCUCUUUCUUCUAAUUCGGCUGAGUCAAUCAGGAUCAUCUGCAACGUGACUCGGUACCCUGAGUCCUGUUUCACGGCUCUAUCUUCUCUCAACGCCUCUACAAAACCUGACCCAGAAGCCAUCCUUAAGCUCUCUCUCCAAGUGGCAAUCACCCAUCUUUCAAACCUCUCUUCAUCACUCAAGUCCCUCAACGAUCUCCACUCUCAACCUGCUCUAAAAGAUUGCAUGACCCUAUUUGAUGACGCGCUGAGUAGACUCAAUGACUCAGUGUCCGCAAUGAAAGUGGGUUCUGGGAAGGAGCUUGUGUUGACUAAGGAGAAAAUUAAUGAUAUCCAGACUUGGAUUAGUGCUGCAAUGUCUGAUCAGGAAACGUGUCUUGAUGGGUUGGAAGAGAUGGGAUCGAUGGUUCCUGAUAAAGUCAAAUCUCAAGUUCAAAGCUGUCAAGAGUCUAUCAGUAAUAGUUUGGCUAUUGUUGCUAAUAUGCAAAAUCUUCUACAGAAGUUUGGUCUCACCAUGCACUGAAAUUUUUUUGGGGUUUUUUUUCUUCUUUUGCUUUAAAUUUCUUGUCUUCAUAUGUGGGAUUAUUGUUUUGCAUUUGUAAGGUGAUGCAAAUAUAAUUGUGUAAAAUUUACAGUUAAAAUGAUUUUCUGAUACCCCAAAUCGUGUCCUGAAGUUUAAUUCUAUUUGUUGAUGAUAUUUAUUGAAAAUGUUAGGGAUUCUGUAGCCUGUAAUCACUCUUCUUAAUGGAGAAUUUUGUCUCAAAUUUACAUAAGAUAUUGCCUGAAGAGAAACUGGAAUUGGCUUUUGAAAAUCUCCUGCUACCGAUUGACAAAAAUUCUUUCUUUGGUUUGCUCUUCCGGACAGAUUGCCUUAUAGUGCUGAAGAUAUGCCCUGAAUAUUUUGAGGGAUAGUAUUCUAGCCCAGACUGUGUGGUCUUUGCUUCGUGCUUAUCUAGUACCACAACUCUCUGGAGUCAAUGACAGCUUUGCUUGGCUUGAAUCAAAUUGUAUUUGCACUUUCUGAUCUUCUUGGAAUAUGAUUUUCAUUUGCUGUUGCUAGUACCUUCGAAAAGCCAGAUUCCUGAAGGAAAAUAACUUGAUUAUAUAAGCAUUCUGAACACCGUUUUUUUAAAUUUUUAUCUUGCUGGAAAUCUGGAAAAGGAUAGUCUUACUACAAAUUUGCUAAAACUCCUGUUACCCUUCAGGUCUUUUAGAAAAAUGUACCCAAAGCGAUGGGCUAAAUUGAAAUCAGCUAUCUUUCUUCAAGCAGUCCAGGGCUUGCAUGUUCUAAAGGAGUAAUGAGAGAUGAUAAGAUUAUAUCACAUGUACAGGCAGAGCUAUGGCCGAUGGGGUUAAGUAAUGAACUUUUAUAUAAGCCGAAAUCUCUGCAUAACUUUACUGGAAGUGAAUGCAAUUAAUUGCAGCUAUAGGAUUAGUUAAAAAUUCCAAGUGAAUUAUCCGUCCCCAAAAUGAAAAUGCUAGUGUGGAUUGAGGAUAAUGGCCCCAGUAAAACUCUUAUUUAUCGAUGCUUAAUGUUUCAAUUCCAUAGCACAAAAAUUAGCCACUGCAUUAUAGAAGAAACAAGGCGAGCUGAUCUUCUAGCCGGAGCUGAAACGUCUUUGCAGUUUUAUACCCUGAAAUGGUUGGAGUUUAUUAUUCCAGGUUUGCAAACACUGUUUAAUGUCAAUUUAUCUGAUCAAGGCAGCAAAUAUGUAACUAUCCAAAGAAAUACAAAAAGCAAUCCAAUAUUGUGUGAUAAAGAUGGCAGAAAGAGGGUUCUGUUGAGAUCGGUUACUACCAUUUCUAGUAGGUAAUUCGUAGGUUUAUCAUGCAGACAAAGGUAGUUGAUCUUUGGCAAUCAUCAAUCUUGACUAGAACAAUGAUUUUAGGCUUCAGAUAAGAACUCAAAAUCACCACCCGACUAGAUGCACCUGGAAAGAGGAACCAAUCCCACCUCAGUUUCAAAUUUAAUUCGUUUGGUACUUAAAUUACACUCAGAGACCUUUACAAAUUGCCGAGCUGGAUAGCGCCAGCUUGUAACCCGGGUGGGGGCAAUAAGAUCAUGGAACAUUGGUUCGAUUCACCGAGUCGGGUCUAUAAUGGCUCUUAGAGUGGAGGGAACCGCGUGAGGCUGGAUUGACAGAGCAGCGAAAACCUCCCGCUCUUGGCAGUGGAAGGAUAACAGGCUGAUGUCACUUAGAUCCAACAUGGCUCUGUAGGUUGAUUCUAAUUGAACCAUGACCUUUUUGAAGCUUGAAUCAUAUUUUAUGGCAAA
Molecule: messenger RNA, 2746 nt
Organism: Durio zibethinus
Lineage: Eukaryota; Viridiplantae; Streptophyta; Magnoliopsida; Malvales; Malvaceae
Product: pectinesterase 3-like
Biological process (GO): negative regulation of catalytic activity
Molecular function (GO): enzyme inhibitor activity
Source: RefSeq, a predicted model, not a curated record